Messenger RNA from Drosophila guanche, 652 nucleotides. Its product is annotated as chromosome transmission fidelity protein 8 homolog. Lineage: Eukaryota; Metazoa; Arthropoda; Insecta; Diptera; Drosophilidae. Bases 98 to 550 code for a protein of 150 amino acids. Gene Ontology annotation, biological process: mitotic sister chromatid cohesion. The transcript is spliced from 3 exons. The record is from RefSeq and is a predicted model, not a curated record. Gene Ontology annotation, cellular component: Ctf18 RFC-like complex.
UCGAUAAGUCCGCGGUCACACUGGAAGCCAAUGUUUACUACAAAAUUUGCCAUUUAUUUAAUUUUGAGUUUAAAUUAGUUUAGGCUAUAAGUUCAACAUGCCCAUCUUGGUCAAAACACAAUCGGCUGGCACUGGCGAUUGGGCAAUUGUGGAGCUGCAAGGCGAUCUGGAAGUAAGAAAUGAUCAGGAUAUGCAUGAUCAGUUCAUUGGAGAUCUUUACUACAACAAAUAUGGCCAACCGAUUCUCAUCAUAGGCCACCACAUACUGCAGGGACGCGAACAGAAGCUGGAUAAGCCAUUCGCUGUGCUAGAAAAAUCGAAAACCAAUGAGGGACAGCGCCUCUUGGACAGCAGCCAGGUGGCCACGCAAGAUUUGAGCCUUUUAAAUGCCACCUCUGGUGCAGAACGCACCGUCCUGGAUCACACCAUUGCCCAAGAGCACAAAAGUCGCCAGCGUACAGAGUAUACAGUGCGUGCAGUUUGCACCAAAAAGUUAAUCUUCAAGUCACGACCGAAGCCCAUUAUAGCCAAUGUGGCCAAGACUGUUUGAGUGCUUAAUAGAUACGAAUUUAGUUUUCCUUUAUGACUAUACGAUUCCAUAGAUGUGCUUAAGUUUUUGUCUACAAUUAAACGAUUUCCAUUUCACGUUCGA